Molecule: messenger RNA, 4968 nt
Organism: Wyeomyia smithii (pitcher-plant mosquito)
Lineage: Eukaryota; Metazoa; Arthropoda; Insecta; Diptera; Culicidae
Product: 5'-3' exonuclease PLD3-like
Exons: 8
Coding region: 3396-4895 (499 amino acids)
Molecular function (GO): catalytic activity
Source: RefSeq, a predicted model, not a curated record
AGUUGCGACAAGUGUAUAGAAUUCCGAAGCUUCGUGUUGUUUACCGUAGCGUGCGAGCAAGCUGUCAAAGGUGUAAGAACGAAAAGGCGCAUCCUCAAGCACCGAUGAUGGGUGAACUACCAGAAGCUAGAUUGGCAGCAUUCAGUAGGCCCUUUACCUUUGUGGGGGUGGAUUAUUUUGGGCCGUUCGCUGUGUCGGUGGGACGAAGAUCAGAGAAAAGGUGGGGUGUACUAGUGACAUGUCUGACGACACGGGCGAUAUAUAUUAAGAUUGCACAUACGCUUAACGCAGACUCAUGCAUGAUGGCACUACGCAAUUUUAUGGCACGACGAGGUGUACCGCGUAAAAUAUUCAGCGAUCGCGGCACGAACUUUGUGGCAACAAAUAAAGAACUUGAACUGACACUGCAAGAAUUGGAUCAAAUAAAGAUUGUCCAGGAAAUAGUCAGUCCCCAUACCGAAUGGUGUUUUCUUCCACCAGCUUCUCCCCACAUGGGCGGGGCAUGGGAAAGGCUAAUCCAGAUCGUGAAGCGUAAUCUGCAAGACAUGCAACCUCGACGCCAACUCAGCGACGAAACAUUUCGAAAUUUGUUAAUAGAGAUCGAAAGCAUUAUCAACUCACGUCCGUUAACGCACGUUCCAGCAGAAGAUCCGGAGGCUCCGGUUCUAACACCAAACCAUCUUAUCUUGGGUUCAUCCAGUGGCCUUAAGCCGGUAACAUCAUUUGACGACAGUACCGAGGCGUUGAAGCGCUCCUGGCGUGCUUCACAAGCGAAGCAAAUAUUUUUUGGGGGCGUUGGGUUCGUGACUACUUGCCAGACCUCACAAGACGCACAAAAUGGUACGGCGAUGUCAAGCCAGUCGAGGUAGGCGACAUAGUCGUCAUCGUAGACCCCGGAAAUCCACGUAACUGCUGGCCCAAAGGCAGAGUGUAGAGGCAAGAUGGUAGGGUGAGGUCAGCAGCAGUUCAAACAGCAUCCGGAGGAGUUUAUGAACGUCCAGUGGUCAAGCUGGCAGUGCUCGAUGUUCGACGCGAUGCGUAAGUAAGCCAGGGUGGCAUACCGGGGGGGAGUGUGACGACCCCCUGGUCGACGCGCCUCACAUACUGAACAGGAUGAUAUUUCUGGCAACCCAUCCAAGGCAGAAACGUCAAAAGUGUCAGAAGACGGAAGAAAAGCGAUCAAUAAGUUAAGAUAAGAGUGGUUGAGCAAUUUGCACAUGCCGUGCGUAAAAGUUAUUCAAAUUAUAUUACAUUAAAUAGGGCGUAUUAUAUUAAAGCCAAAUGAUUUUCAACAUAUGUUAUUAAUACUACUAGGUAAAUACUAUUCCUAAAUCUAAUUUGUAUGCUGAAUAUGAAUUCUAAUUGCCUAAUAAAAUUCUUACCCUAGAUUGUAACCUAUAAAAUAAUAAUUAAAACCUAUAUACAAAAAUUGGAUAGAUCUAAAUACUAAACGAAUUUUUCAUCGUUGCAUAAUACACGAUUAAAAAAUUGGAAGUGAUCUUUCCUUAGUUGAUUGUACAUCUACACAACCAGUUUUUCCGGAAAACAGCCUAGAAUGCUCGGGAUGAAGUACAGAAGCCAAAAACCGACUCCAGACGCCAUUGUUAAAUUUAAGAUGGAAACUUCCUGAUUCUGAAAAACGGCCGAAUAUGACCGAAUACCAUUCUAAAUGGAUGUUUCCGGAACCUGAAUUAUGCUCAGAAGUCAGAAAUGGUCUCCAAAUGUCAUUUUGAAUUCCAAAAUGACGACUUCCGGUUUCUGAAAAACAACGGAAAGUGAAUAAAUACAACGGAAAGUGAAUAAUUUCCGGAAUCAUAAUGAUGACCACAAAUCGACCUCAGACACUAUUUUGAAUUGUAAGAUGGCAACUUCAGGUUUCUGGGAAACAGCCAAAAAUGGCCGAUUGUCACCUAAUAUGAGCUUUGAAUUGCAAGAUGGGAACUUCUGGGAAACAGCCGAAAAUCACCGAAUACUACUCAAUAUGGAUUUUUCCGUAAUCGAGAUGUUGCAUAGAAGCCAAGCAUUGAACCUGGACACCAUUUUGAACUCAUAAAUGGCCACUUACGGUUUCUAGAAAAUAACCGAAAUAACUGGAUACCACCCAAUAUGGGUAUUUCCGGAAUCAGAUUGAUGCUCAGAUGCCAGACCGAAUACCACCCAAAAUGGGUAUUUCCAGAAUCGCGGUGUUGUACAGAAGCCGAAAGACGAGAAUGUUAUCAUUCCGAUAAAACCGAUCAUUUCAAACGAUGUGUCUUUUGACUUUGAUCGUAUCCAAUGGCCGAUUCGUCGUGCAUUUGCAAACUAUAAACAAAUCGCAAGGAAUCAAUCAAUUUGGAAGGUUUAAAAUUAUUUAUAUAAAGACAAAAAUGGGCAACAGUUAACCAGGUCAGUUAAAUAUUUCAUAAAGUAAACGAAAUUUCACCAAUAGCCAUCCAGGUUGUCUUGAGCACAUACCAGUACUUGUUUUAAUUGUAAAAUAUUUCGGGAAAAAUGUACAUGAAGCGAGUGAAUUGGAAAAUAUUAUGAAAAUUGAUCAAUUUCACCCCGUUCCAUGCUACUUCGAACAAAGUAGGCAGCUCAUUUUUUACCACUAACGUGUUUUAUUUCACGGAAUCUGAAAUUUGAGUGUUUUGUUUUGCACUGAUUUACCAUAUUUUUUACGCGGUAUGUUUUGAUAUUUUUUCUUUCACAAAAAGAGUGUCAGUGAUUUCAAAAUUCACACGUUUUUUACAUAUCCAGAAGGUAAAAAGUAACUCCAGUGUUUAUUUGAGCAACAUACAUUAAUAAUUUCAUUUAAUGUGAAGUGGACCAUGAAAAUAUCACAGAGAUAAUAAAUAGUUUAUCAAUGAACUAACCAAUGUUUAUUAUCAAAUUUAAUGUUUGGAAUAAUGAUGAAGUGUUACGUUUAUCCAACCAUAUGGUUUAACAAAACAAUUUUAAAACUUUGAUUUAUUGAUAUUUUUCUCCCACUAAUUAUUGGUAGGUAUGGUCCGUUUAUCAACACAAAAUAAUACGAUUCAGUGCAACAUCUUUUUGACACAUUAACAAAAUAUUCCUUUACUGGCGCUGCUGUAGCAUAGUAGCUGGGACAUAUUGAAAACUUAUUCUAGAUUGAAUACGGCUUAAGCUGCUUGCUAUGCUUUGUGUGAAACCAAUAAGCAUCUCGAUACCGGCGUAUUCUUUCUGCUUCUAUCGAACAGUCCAGUAGUUAAACCCAUCUUUGUCAGUGAUACCAACUAUUACAGUAUCAUUUCUAUUGUGCGAAUGGUUAGGUAAAUACCCACAAGUUGAAUAAAUAAUGCAAAUGCGUACGGUGAAGAUUAAACUAUAGCAAUUAGCCAUAUGUCGUUUGUAAAAUAUUGCAACUAGGAACCAAAAUUAGCAGUCAGUACCAAAUGAAGCCUGCGUUAAACACAGAGAGAUACCUAGGCAAGCAACAAGGCAACAACAUGAAAAAGGUACAAAAUGGAUCAAAUUCAUCCACCAUUAACGAAGAUUUCGUUUGGGAAGAAAGCGAUGAACAUAGAUGGUCUUUCUCACGCUGGUGCAAACCAUCUUGCAUCCCUAUUUCUUUGUUGCUUAUGUUGAUAGUGUUGGUUGUGUUGCUACCUCUGCUAGAACAAAACGAAAAGCUGUACAACUUGAGAGAAAAGACUAGUCGCCUAAAAGGAGAUGUUUGCGAUCAAGGAUGCAAUAUUCAAAUAGUGGAAAGCAUUCCAGACGGUCUGAUCUACCCCGACGGAAGUCCAACGUUUUUGUCAACCUAUGACGCUUGGAAGACAUUGAUAGGAUUAGCUACACGAACGAUCGAAAUUGGAUCCUUCUAUUGGACGCUUAGAGGUGAAGAUGUCUACAAUCAUUCGAGUGCAUGGCAAGGAGAAGAUAUUUUCAAACAACUGCUUGAAACCGGAUUAAAUGGAACAGUUAGUAUAAAAAUAGCUCAAAGUGCUCCAACAUCGUCGAAUCCAAGCGUAGAUACGGACAUUCUGUCCAGAAGAAACGCGGCACAAGUACGCUCGGUAGAUUUUCCGCGAUUAUUCGGCGGAGGAGUGUUGCAUACUAAAGUUUGGAUUGUAGAUAGAACUCACUUCUAUGUGGGCAGUGCGAACAUGGAUUGGCGAUCACUAACUCAGGUUAAAGAGCUUGGGGUGCUAGUAACGAAUUGCUCCUGUUUAGCGUCUGAUGUGGCCAAAAUAUUUGAUGUUUACUGGGACAUGGGUACUGCAAACUCUAAAAUUCCGCCUCAAUGGCCCGAAAAAUACUCAACCAAGUAUAAUUCGAACAACUCUAUUUCUGUUAAAGCUAAUGAUAAAUUUAUAGUCGAUACGUAUUUAUCGAGUUCACCACCUCCAAUGUCACCAAGCGGUCGUUCAAACGAUUUAGAUGCAAUAGUGGACGUAAUACAACGCGCGGAAAAAUUUAUUCACAUAUCUGUAAUGGAUUAUUUUCCUCUAACUUUGUACACUGCAAAACCACACUAUUGGCCUAUCAUUGACGAUGCUCUCCGCAAAGCAGCGAUAGAACGAAAAGUUUCAGUUCGACUUCUUAUCUCCUACUGGAAGCACUCGCGUCAAUCAGAAGCAUAUUUUCUGAACUCCAUUCAAGCGUUGUCCGGUUGUAUCGCAGGAGUUACUAUUGAGGUCAAACGUUUCAUGGUGCCAUCCGACAAGGAUCAGCAAAAGAUUCCGUUCGGUAGAGUGAACCAUAACAAGUACAUGGUUACCGAUAACACAGCCUACAUUGGAACAUCAAACUGGUCUGGAGACUAUUUCAUUAACACUGCCGGUAUAGGGUUGGUUAUGUCAUCUUUCAAUCCUAAUGGUACAAUAGUUGGUGAUCUUCAGGCCGUUUUCGAGAGAGAUUGGAACAGUAAGUAUGCUGUGAGAGCUGAUUAGGAAUAUCGUAGAAUUAACAAAUUGAAAUGAACAAAGCUAUUCCAAUAAAUAUUUAUUUUACGUUUUUGAGAAA